AUGAUUUCAAUUUAUUAAUAAGUUCCUUUAAAAGUAGAGGCAUUUACUCACAGCUAGAUUUGUGUUCGGAUUUCGUGCUGGAUUGCAUUUUUCUUAUGCCUGUAGCUUUUCGGAAUUGGGGAUAGAAAGAAGUUCAUUUCUAAGCCAUUUUAUCAUUAAGAAUGCGAAGAAAGUGAUUACUAGAAUUCGACUAAGAUGAGUUGUUCUUCAAUUGGGAUGUUCCAGCCCGAGAUGAAGGAUGUUAAAUUGGAGAUCAACGUUUCAAUCUCGAAUGUAACAACAACAAAUAUCCAUUAGGAAGAUUUAUACAAAUUGAAUAAAAGCAAGCUUUCCUCUGAAUUCUAAAUCAGUAGCAUAGGUGUUCAAUUAACCUUGUAUAGCAAUCAAUCACUUGAUAAUUCCACGUAUAAAUGAUAUCGUAAUAGUAAAGUGAGAUGAAGAAUUACUAGAAAUAUGAAACAACGAUGAUAGAUGAACAAAUAGAGACGAAGUUGAAUUGCUAGAAAUGGUUCGAUCAUUUCAAUUGCAUCGGAGACUUAAGGGAAAUAAAUACAAACCAAAACACUCUUUUCCUAUCACAUAUAUCCAUCAUUAAACCACCAGAAUACUCAACCUUGAAGUUGUAAUAUUUGCAAUCAACAUUUGAAAGUACUCAAUUCUAUCGCAUACUGCUCUCAUGUUAAGUAACUACUAUUCACAUUCUUUAAAUUAGUUCCUUUUCACUGUGAUCAUCAUUUAUGCAAUGUGUUAUUUGUACAUCAACAUCGAUGGUUACCAAAGAAUACAAUGGCCUGAUAUAUUAAAAUGGAUACCCUUUUUGUUGGUUCUGAUGGUAUUUUAUAACAUGCCAGUCUAACUCUUUAGAUAUUCUCAUUUGUAUUUUGUGCAAGGCUAUACAAAUAUGGUCUAAUUGUUUGUACACACUAGUUUGUUUUACUUCUGGUUGAUCAUUUUUGAGUUCUAGAAAUUUCAAAAUAUGACAAUGGAAGAUAUCAUUAAUAAGAGGAAAUUGCUGUAAGUUAAACAUGCAUUUUAGAUUAUUAUUGUUCUCUUGUACACUAUGCCAUAAGCAUUCAUGAAUCUUUAUCUCUUCUAUCAGAAAUAGAACAACUCCUAAUUUGACAUCAAGAAGGACAUUCUAUUCUAUGAAAUCUAUGAUAGAUACAUAUUGACAGUCUNA
Paramecium octaurelia is the source of this 1180-nucleotide messenger RNA. The record is from the annotation of a GenBank genome assembly. NCBI's taxonomy places the organism in Eukaryota, Ciliophora, Oligohymenophorea, Peniculida, Parameciidae.